Messenger RNA from Brenthis ino (lesser marbled fritillary), 3114 nucleotides. The record is from the annotation of a GenBank genome assembly. NCBI's taxonomy places the organism in Eukaryota, Metazoa, Arthropoda, Insecta, Lepidoptera, Nymphalidae.
AUGUCGACUUACAAAUAUUUUAUAUUAACUUGUUCCCCGACCAGGCUUCGCUUUAGUUUUAUUAAAAUAAAAAUCGCUAAAGAACAAUUAUUAUUAUUAAUAUAUGUGUUUUGUUCUAAGAGAAAUUUCAACAGUAUGACAUUUUUUGAAGCAAAAUUUGAUAAUACAAUGGACACUAAAUUGGCAGAGAAUUAUUUGCAACAAAAGAAAGAAAUCCACUCUAUAGGGUAUGAAGAUAAUGGGCAGUUUGAAUCAAAUACUUUUAAUAAUAAAAUAUUUUUUUCCGAAUACAAUGAGAAUUUGGUAACUAAAUGUGACACUGAAGAUUUUCAAGAUUUUUUAAGUUUGGCAGAGGAAAUAGUCAAUAAAAAGGACUUAUUUUGUCAAUUAGAAUAUUUAAUAAGGGAUAUUCCAAUGGAAUAUGUUAAACAUUUUGACAUCGAAUUAAUUAAGCAGAAUCUUAUCUAUCAUGGAAUGUAUGGAAAAGGGGACAAAGUUUAUGAUUCAGUAAUACUGAUGACAGAUGACAGUCACCUUGCAGAUCUCGGCUGCAUUGUGUCCUGUGAAUAUCCCGUGACAAUAAUAUCUGGGGUGAAGACGGCAAUUAUUUGUUCUCUUUUUGUAGAUAUUUGUAUCAGCGUUGGAUUAACAAAAGUGAAGUUAUGUAUUGUUUCCAACAUUUAUAAGAUAUUUAAGGGGCCAGUGCCUAAUAGAUUUGUGGGUCGAAGUAAUAUUACAGGAGAAACAUUUGCUGUUUAUAACGAGGGUUGCACCGGCGUGGUGACUGAGAAUGCUGACAUGGACUCUGCGGUAGAUGCUUUCUUAUUUGCUCCCAUUCAGCGCCCGUGGCGUGUUAGAAGAAUUUUUGUACAAGAAAACGUUAUAAAGCGCUUCGAAAACGCCCUCGCGUGGAAAAGCGACAAAGUGGACUCUACAGAAAACUCCAAUUAUCAGAAAUCUUCAUCUGUCUACAGUUAUGAAAAUAAGACAUUUCUAUUCGAAUUUGUAGGUUCUAUUGAUAUUGGUAACGCAACUAUAAUAGAAGCGUAUAGAACGGUUAAAGAACUUUUUUCUUUGUUAAAUAAAAUUAAUCCAUUUUGUGUGUCGAUUUGGUCGAACAAUGUUGCUGAAUCUAACGAAAUAGCACAUGAAUCUAAAGCAACAAUAAUUUGGAUUAACGGUUUUGGUCAUGUAGAUAGCCCACAUUUAGCGAACGCUUACUAUUCGUUCUUACACCAAAAUAUAGAUCAAAGUAUCACUAAUUCUAUACACAAUUCUGACAAUACUAAACAAGUUUUAAAUUUAAAACGCGAAUGGCUCAAAUUAGACAAAGAUGUCCGGUUCAAAAUUAUUCACAAGUUAUUCAGAAGUGGGAUAGAUAGACUAAUACUGGAUUCAAACGAUUCUUUUAAUGUAGGGAAAAAUAUUUGCAUAGCAAUACGUAAACCUGUUGAUUUUAUUUACUUAAAACUAAAAAGUGACUUUCCAUUAAGCGAAGAGCAUUUACGUUAUGUUAUGGAUGGCGGCGUUAUUAUAUUCUUGCACACUCCUUCAGAGGGAAAUGUGGCAAUAAAAAUUAUAGACCUUACAUGUAUCAAAGAAGAGUACGCCCGUCGCAAUCUGCACAGAGAGCCGCGUGUUAUGUCCAAACUGCGACAUCCUUGUAUCGCUGCCAUAUAUGAAACUAUGAUGAGGCUUAAAUUUAUAUUACAGCACGGACCUCGACUGUACAUUGUGAUGGAGGCAGCCGGUGGCGGUAACCUCUGCUCGCACGUGCUGGCGGCGCGCUCGCGGGGACUCCCCGAGGCGCAGGCGCGCGCUCUCGCCGCGCAGCUAGUGUCUGCUGUUAGACAUAUGCACGCACGCGGUGUUGUUCAUCGCGAUCUGAAGAUGGAAAACAUCAUGCUGGAUAGCACAAAGCAGUGUAUCAAGAUUGUAGAUUUCGGUCUAUCUAACGUGUGGAGCGCGGGCGGGGCGCUGCGCACGCCGUGCGGCUCGCUGGAGUACGCGGCGCCGGAGCUGUUUGUGGACGGGCGGCGCUACGGGCCAGAAGUCGAUCUGUGGAGCAUAGGGGUGAUAGUCUAUGGGAUGGUGACGGGAGCUCUGCCAUUCGCAGGGGGUUCGAGGGGUGGGGAGAGUACGGGGGGCACGGGGUGUCCCGGGGGCACAGAGGGUGCGGGGGGUGGCGGGGGGAACGAGGGGUCGGCGCAGUUGCGGGCGGCCAUCUCUCGCGGUUUCACGAGGAAGCAACACGCCGCUCUCGUAUGUGUGUCUGCGGCGUGCAAAACUUUCAUUCAACACCUGUUAGAGCCUAAAGUGGAGUUUAGAAUGAAAAUAGAGGAAGCAGCGAGACAUCGCUGGAUCAAGAAACCUGGAAUGAGGAUGAAAACACACCCUCUAGCCGCCGUCGAUUCUAAAACGAACAGGGAGAUUCACAGGCAAAUCUCAGAGCUGUGCAGUAAACCUUUAAUAGAUGUGAUGGCAGGCAUCAAGGCAGACCCAUUCGGACCCCUUGCAGGAAUGUACAAUAUAAAGACUCAUUUACACCAGCUGCAAGUGAACUCUGGUUCAGAUCUUCUUUGGUCAUUAAACAUGCAAGAGCCCAGACCGCAAAGUCCCCCCGAAUACCAUACAAAGUAUGAAGAAACAAGUCGGACCCCAUUAUCUACACCCAUACGAAAACCUAUAUCGAAAAUUGGAAUCUCGUCGGUCCAACCAAAUUCAUCUGUUAAGAGUUUACCUCACGAUUUUAAAACUAUCCAGAAUUUCUCCAAAAAAGCAGUUUUUAAGGUUUUGGAUAAUGGCGAUGGUUUAGACCCAAGGUUGCCGAGUAUCGACGAACAUUCCAACACGGAAAUGGAUCCCAAAAGAAUAUUGAUAAAUAAAAAUAUCAAUGACUCAGUGAGACUUAACACGUGUCCGAAGGUCGAUGUGAAAAGGACGAAGUUUUAUAGGAAAGCUGGUGACGCGAUGCCAAGAAACAUCGUGAGCCCACAUUCGUCUUCGAAUAGUCACUGCAAGAGUGAAAGGGCCAUGCCGGUGGGAUGGUAUUCAACAAAAUCACUCACGAAAGAAACUCACUUGCAACGCUUGAGACGGACUGCUCUUAUGAAA